AUGCUGAGUCACAAAGGGUUGGUAACGAGUGUGGCUCAGCAAGUUGAUGGGGAGAACCCUAACUUGUACUUAACAAGUGAGGAUGUUUCGCUAUGUGUGUUGCCUAUGUUUCAUAUCUACUCGCUCAAUACUGUGUUACUGUGUUCGUUAAGAGUUGGAGCUGCAAUUUUGAUCAUGAAAAAGUUUGAGAUUGUGGCCUUGAUGCAAUUGGUGCAGAAAUAUAAGGUGACAUUUGCACCAUUGGUCCCGCCGAUCGUGUUGUCGAUCACAAAGACCUCGGUUGCUGAAAACUAUGAUCUGUCGUCGAUCUCUAAAGUCAUGUUUGGGGCGGCACCCAUGGGAAAGGAGCUUGAGGAUGCCUUUAGAUCUUUGCUUCCCAAUGCAAAGCUUGGUCAGGGAUAUGGGAUGACAGAGGCUGGACCAGUGUUGUCAACGUCCUCAGCUUUUGCAAAGGAGCCGUUCGAUAUAAAGAUGGGAUCCUGUGGGACCGUUGUUAGGAAUUCGAAAUUGAAGAUCCUUGAUCCCGAAACAGGUGUCUCUCUACCCCGAAAUCAGCCCGAAGAGAUCUGCAUCAGAGGAGCCCAGACCAUGAAAGGUUACUUGAAUGAUCCUGAAGCCACAGAUAGAACCAUUGACAAAGAAUGUUGGUUACACACCGGCGAUGUAGGCUACAUUGACAACGAAGAUGAGAUUUUUACUGUGGACAGAUUGAAGGAAAUGAUAAAGUAUAAAGGGUUCCAAGUUGUUCCUGCAGGGCUUGAAGCUAUGCUUAUCAUUCAUCCCCACAUAUCGGAUGCGGCUUUAGUCUCCAUGAAAGAUGAAGUUGCCGGUGAGGUUCCAAUUGCAUUUGUUGUGAAAUCUAAAGGUUGCGAGAUCACGGAGUUUGAAAUCAAGCAAUAUAUCGCAAGACAGGUAGUGUUCUAUAAGAGGAUUAAUCGGGUAUUUUUUGUCGAUGCCAUCCCAAGGGUGCCAUCUGGGAAAAUCUUACGGAUGGAUUUAAGGCCAUAG
Messenger RNA from Macadamia integrifolia, 1008 nucleotides. Its product is annotated as 4-coumarate--CoA ligase-like. The record is from RefSeq and is a predicted model, not a curated record. The transcript is spliced from 5 exons. The coding region runs from base 1 to 1008 and encodes 335 amino acids. Gene Ontology annotation, molecular function: CoA-ligase activity. Lineage: Eukaryota; Viridiplantae; Streptophyta; Magnoliopsida; Proteales; Proteaceae.